AUGAACACAACAACUACUAUUACAGAACAAAUAAUUGAAGAAACAGUAUAUAGUGCUUAUCUUGAAGCUAGUCAAAUUCUUUCUGGUUGUAAUUUAUCGAUUCUUAAUCCUAAUGGUAAAUAUAUAUCAUUUGAAGAAGUUAAUCGAUUAGCUCAUCAAAAGUUAACAAGAUCACAAUGUAAAACUUUUAGUAAAAGAGAAAAUCAAUCGAAUAGUGAUAAACAAGAGGAAGAUGAAGAUCUUGAACAAUAUCUAAGUCAGAAGCAAUCUAGUGGAACCAAUAUCAUGGAUGAUUUGGAUGAGCCGCUGUCAGGUGACGAAUCAGGUGCUGAUACUUUUUCAAAUGUAUCUAAUUCGACAUUUAAUGGAAUGCGGAUCUUUGACUCCAUCAAAUGCUUUGACCAUCGUGCUGAAGAUAAAGAUCUAGUAUUAGUUCCAUCACCAGAGGAAGAAUUAAUGCAGUAUUUGUCUUCAAAUAUUACAGUUGAACCUGAUGAUGAUGUCUUAUUGUUUUGA
This is a messenger RNA of Rotaria sp. Silwood1, 516 nucleotides long. NCBI's taxonomy places the organism in Eukaryota, Metazoa, Rotifera, Eurotatoria, Philodinida, Philodinidae. The record is from the annotation of a GenBank genome assembly.